CAAUUCCCAGUUAAAAUGUUGCUUAUCAAACUAACCGUAGUUGUAAUUGCAGUAGCUUACACUACUGCAACUCCUCUGUACAACCAGACAAACGUCGGUAGUAAUUGUGUUAUUUCACAGUUUGGUCAAGUAAAUAAUGUUAUUAACAGUUGUAAAAACAUCGUUAUUCAAAAUCUCGCCGUGCCAGCUGGUAAAGAACUGACAUUGGAACUGCAAUCAGGAACAUCACUGGCGUUUAAAGGUACAAUUUCUUUUGGAUACGGAGUGCAAUGGGACGGACCGAUGAUUCGCAUUAAAGGAGAUCAUUUAACAGUAGACGGAGCCGGAGCUACGCUGGACGGUCAAGGUGCUCAUUAUUGGGAUGGAAAAGGAGGCAGCGGGAGCAGAAAACCCAAAUUUCUCAGAAUCCAGGCUAAAUCUUCCACAUUCUCCAACAUUCAUCUCCUGAAUUGUCCCAAACAGUGCACUUCAGUUCUGAACAGCGAUCAUGUCACUUUAGAUAAAUGGAACAUCGAUGUAUCCGCUGGUGAUAAAAACCAAUUGGGCCACAAUACCGAUGGGUUUGACAUAUCCGUAUCGACCAACGUAUUGGUAAAAAACUCUGUCAUCAAGAAUCAAGACGACUGUGUUGCCAUUAACUCUGGUUCAAACAUCCAUAUUAACAAUUUGGAUUGUUCCGGAGGUCACGGUUUGAGUUUAUCAAUCGGAGUCAGCAAGACUGAUUCCAGUAAAAACCGAGCGUCCAACAUUACGUUCAGUGACUCCACUGUUAGUAACUCCCGCAAUGGUAUCCACGUCAAAACUCACACUGAUGGCGCUGUUGGUUACAUGAAAGACAUCACCUAUUCCAACAUUCAAUUCAAAGACUUGACUCACUAUGGUAUCAACGUUCAGGAGAACUACAAGAAUGGUAAAUCAACCGAUAAACCGAAGGGUAACAUCCCCAUUCACGGAUUGAAAUUGAACAACGUCCGCGGAACUAUGACUGGCAAGAACAGUGAAGCUGUAUACAUCCUUUGUGGAAGCAAUGGUUGUGACAACUUUAAUUGGUCAGGAGUGUCUAUAAGCGGCGCACAUAAGAGCAGCUCCUGCAAUUACAAGCCAUCGGGAUACUCUUGUUAGAAUUAAUAAAAUUGUUACCUACAUUUGUUGUUCAAUUAUUUUAUUGAAUUACGUUAAUCCCUAAAUUUUGUAUAAUGAUAAUUUACAAGUAAUACUGCUA
This is a messenger RNA of Phyllotreta striolata, 1222 nucleotides long. The record is from the annotation of a GenBank genome assembly. Lineage: Eukaryota; Metazoa; Arthropoda; Insecta; Coleoptera; Chrysomelidae.